Messenger RNA from Stomoxys calcitrans (stable fly), 1100 nucleotides. RefSeq names its product angiopoietin-related protein 1. Bases 58 to 897 code for a protein of 279 amino acids. The record is from RefSeq and is a predicted model, not a curated record. Lineage: Eukaryota; Metazoa; Arthropoda; Insecta; Diptera; Muscidae. The transcript has 5 exons.
AAAAGCUUUUAGUCUAAUUUCUGAGAUUGCUUGAGAAACACGUGUGUCUAGCGGAAAAUGCGCUUUUUGUGGUUAUUUGCCAUUUGGCAUGUUACAAAGGCAACAGACAACAAUAUUCUGAUGAAGGAUUAUUUGGAUCCCAACGAUGUUGUGGACCAUUCUAUUCUGUGGAAGCAUCUGUUUAUAAAACUAAAUACCGUAUUGAGCAAAACUGAGGCAUUGGGGCAAGAAAUUGCCGAUAUCAUUAAAAGGCAAAAUGACAUAGAGACUCGCCUUUCAGAACUUUCGUUGAAUCUUGAUAAGAAUUUCAAGAAUAAUGAAAAGGAAAAUCUGAAUGCAGUUCAAAACCAAGAGGCUAUAUUAAGUCAGUGGACAACAAUAAUGCGUCGCCAAGAUGGCACUGUUCAAUUUAACCGCAAAUGGGAGGAGUACAAAAAUGGAUUUGGCAAUCCAGAUGGUGAUUUUUUCAUUGGCCUCGAUAUGCUGCAUGCUUUGACUAAUGUCAGUCGAUCACAAGAGCUUUUGGUAGUUUUGACAGAUUUCGAUGGUGAAACUCGUUAUGCUCGCUAUAGUGCCUUUCGCAUAGGUAAUGAGGAUGAACGAUAUGCCAUAAACGAAUUGGGGACAUAUAGCGGUGAUGCCGGUGAUGGCAUGGGUUGGCAUAGAGGCAAAAAGUUCUCCACUUUGGAUAGAGACAAUAACAGUGGCAAUAAGCGUGAUUGUCCGGAUACUUUUAAGGGAGGUUGGUGGUUCCAUGAUCCUUGUUACAGCGGCCAUUUGCAUGGUCCCUAUCGACAAAAAUCGGAAGCCAAAACAUGGGGUGUUAGUUGGCAUCCUUGGAGAGGUUGGAAUUAUUCCGUGAAAUAUGCUGCUAUGAUGAUAAGGCCUAUAAUGUGAUAAUUUAAGAAAGGAGAAAUCUAUUUUCUAGGAAUUUUCAAGGAAACUUUGUAUUUAGAGGAUAUUUUAUGGUAUUCUGGUCUACUGUAUAAAAUUCAUGGAAAUUUGAUGAACAUAUUGCCUGUAAAGAAAAUUUUAUAGAAUAUUAAAGGAGUAUUGUGGACUGUGUGUAUUGCCAUGUCCAAGAUAUUUAACGAACAAAA